CAUGUGGCAGAUUUUCUUUGCUUCAAGUAUUGUUUACAAAUGGUGGGCUUGAGAACGAUAUUCAAUCCUUCGAGAAGUGUACGUGCAAGUUAAUGUGAAUUUGCGUGACUUGGUUUCUGUGUGAUAGCGCCAGUUGCAAAGUGAAAGAUUUGGCAGUCAGAAACAUGAGUAUGGAGGAUACUUCUGCAGACACUUUAAGCCCACCGGAUCUGCCUCCAGAUUCCCCGGGUAGUUCUGUGUCCUCUAGACUUCAGGAAGAGUAUUCAGAAUUGUUAAAGCAUGUGGUCAGUUCCUCUUUUGUGGAUGGAGAGAAGGAGACAGCAUUGGGGACUACCAACUCACUCCUUCUGACCUCUGCUAAUAAGUCCCCUGACCAGACAAGUCCUAGACCUCUGCAAGAUGAAGAGUUCUCUGACCAGACUCCGAGGGAUACCAGAGAUGAGAAUGGCAGUACUGGUGACAGCACCGGGCUCAAACAUGGGGCAUUCAAGGCUCCUGCUGAGUUUUCUACACAAGCUCAUAGUAGCCACAACCAGCAAACUAUUUCAGAAGAAAAAUAUGAGAACCAACACAUCUCCACGACUGAGCCAACCGUUGCUGCCAUGGGCCAGAAAUUGGAUGUGUGGCUGGACACGCUGAAGGCUAACAUUUUGGCGGAGUUGAGAGACUCAUCGGUGCACUUGCUAGAGAGCCAGAGACAAAAGCAGGAGAAGGAGAUGGAAGACCUGAUCUCGGAGAAGCAGCGACUGGAGAGAGAACUGAAUCGCGCGUGUGCCCUGGUGGCCACCUGUGAGCAGAGCAUGGCUCGUAAAGACUCCCUGCUGGAGAACCUCAGCCAGGCCCUGGCCAAGCAGCGGGACAAGACGGCUCAGGCUGGCUGCUUCUUCCGCUGGAGAGUAGAACAUUUAGAUGGGGAACGAGAGAAAUUCACGGAGAAGAUUGCUUCCCUUCACCAUGAACGUCAACUCAGGCAGCGUGUGCUCAAGGCCUGGUUUGGCCAGGUACAAACUCGCUGGCGAACGCGAGUGCAAAAGCAGUGCCAAGAACAGGCGCAAGCUGUGUGCAGACAAUUGACCAGCGACUAUGAAGCGAAAAUAUCUGAGCUCAAUUCUACAGUGAGUCAACUACAGGCACAGGUUCAAAGCUUGCAGCAGGAGCGAGAGGCAUAUGCUGAGUCUGUCAAAAAGGCUUUCAUGCGAGGUGUCUGCGCUCUCAAUAUGGAAGCUAUGUCAGCUUUCUCUCCGGAUGAUGCUGGAGCAGCUGUUGCUGGUGGCAGGGAAGUCCCGGGCUCUGGGUUUGAUUCAAUGCCUCUUGGGGCCACAAGGCGUGAGUACAAAGACGAACUGUCUGGAAACUUGGAGUACGGCUACCCAGAGAAAAACAUGCCAUCCGGAAAGUUUUCCACACUGGGUAGCUCACAUGCAUCAGAUGUGGUCAGCGACCGACUUGAAAGUCAGUCACUGCCGAUUGUCACAGGUGGUGCCACCUCACAGCAGCCUCAUGUCAAAGGUCGUGUGCGGAAAGAUAAGGUUAAGACUAAGAAACCAGUGACUGGUGGUCCAAGCUCAUUGGUCACGACCUCAAUGCCAUUCUCAGUACAAGGCCAAGGUCACAGCCUUGCCCCACCAAUGGCUUCUGUUGUCGUAGAAAGACACCAGCCCAUUACUAAGCAGACCGUGGGCCGAGCGACUGCCAGUAAGUACCCAAGGUCAGCCAGUAACGAGCAGUCAAGCAAGUCCCUCAGAGAGUCAGGCACUGAACAGGGCAGACUGGGCUCUGCUGGACUACCUGGCACCUCAUCCAACGCCGGUCAAACAUUCAAACCACUGGCCGGCCAGACUGGUCAUCCACAGACUAUCAAAGUUGUUGACUGAGACAUUAUAGAUACUUAACAAGUUAUUUAUUUGUACCAGAUGUAAUAUUGGGAAGGUAAAAUGGCUAUUUUGUCCUUGGAAGUAUUAGCUACUUGGUACUGUUGUCAGUGUUUGCUGGGGAGACAGAGGGUUUAUCCAGGGCCCUAGUCAAGUUGCUCCACAGACAGCCAGUUCAUAUUUCACAACUACUGUAUAAGUAACAACACAGAGAAUGAGGCUGAAAUCUCCUCCCCCCCUCCCCCCUCCUACCCACACUUCCUACCCAGCACCUUUGACAAGUGUUGUACAAACAACAGUUGUUAUUAUAUGUGUCACGAUACAGUGGAAUCAGGCGCUCAUCAAUUUUUGGGCAUAUAAGGUUUUUGGUAUCAUCUUAAAGCUUGUUUGUUUGUCUUGCUAUUAAUGAAAAAUAUAGACAUCUAUCUUGAAUAGGUGUUGAGAUAUUUUUGAUUUAGGGAGAUAGGGGUUACCUGGUGUCAAAGUCAAAAGUAAAAUAUGCAAGAAAAUGACUAUCAAAGUUUGGUGAAUUCCAAAGCUUAAGCUUAGAAAUUUAUAUUUUUUUUAUGCCUUUGAUUGAUGCCUUUCAGUAAAAUCCAGGCUGAAAUCUGCUAUUAAGUGGACAUAAAAGGUGUUGAGCCAAAAAAAAAACCCUCAAUAAAAAUUGUCUGAUAAGGGAAAAAUUUCGGUUUCUUUGAUUUCAGUAUUUUGAUUUCACCUUGACACCGCUCAUAUUUUUUUCGCAAUUACCGACACGGAGAGAAAGCCUCUUAUAAAUUUUUCCCCAACUCUGCGCUGAUCACUGUAACAUGACAUGCAUUCCAUAGGUUGUACCUGUAGUUGUGGGUUGAGUUUAUUAUGACUGGAGCAAUGACUUCUUUUUUUCAAAUACCACGCAAAGCGUGACACUUGGAUUAAAGUUCAUUAUGCUCUCCAAUAACUGAUAAAUAGAUAGAAAUGCAGAAAAUUGUGCCCAAUUUAUUCCACCACUACAAUUUUAGAAAUAGUGUUCUGCGUGAGGUGCAUUUUUGUACUGGGGUGUGACGUUUUAUUUUUGCAUGUUGUGAUUUAUGGUCUUCGUUCAGAAAGAGCCCUUUUGUCUUGUAAUUUGUCACUAUGGAUGGGGGCAGGUUUGUUUUUGAGGGAGGGCUAGGCUGAUAUUUUCUGACACUGACAUUUUGACUAAACCAUGGAUCUGGACAGAGGGAUUUUGGCUUUUUGAGAUCUCACUAUGUCAUUGUUACGCAAGUCUCAAACAUGCCGAUAGUUUUGUUUCUAUUUGUGGUAUGUCAUUAUGAUCUAUGACUGGCCCAGCAUGUUGACAUGGAAACAACAGUUUGUAUAUUAAACACUUGCAACAUUCAAAAAAGAAAUUAA
Messenger RNA from Aplysia californica (California sea hare), 3248 nucleotides. Its product is annotated as centrosomal protein POC5. The transcript has 12 exons. The record is from RefSeq and is a predicted model, not a curated record. Gene Ontology annotation, cellular component: centrosome. NCBI's taxonomy places the organism in Eukaryota, Metazoa, Mollusca, Gastropoda, Aplysiida, Aplysiidae. The coding region runs from base 165 to 1874 and encodes 569 amino acids.